Molecule: messenger RNA, 2992 nt
Organism: Amoebophrya sp. A25
Lineage: Eukaryota; Dinophyceae; Syndiniales; Amoebophryaceae
Source: the annotation of a GenBank genome assembly
AGCUCGUGAUCUUCUGUUUUUUUGUGCAUCUUCCUCCUACGAUGUUCUUGUUUCUGAAAUUUCUGACAGCACCUUCCUUGUUUUAUCUACAUGCUUAGUUUAGAGCGCGAGGCAGGCAGGCCCCAGCCGGUAAAGUGUAAUUGAGUCUAUUUGAGAAUCAAAUUGGAUUUCUAGUACUCAUGUCUGUUGCCUUCAACAGUAAAUUUUAUCUUUGAUUUUUCUCUAAGGCGGGAAAUAGAAUCAGAAUGAUGAACGGACAUGGGUCAGGAGAGUCAUCUUAAAAAGAGUGAAAUCACUCGAAAUUAUGGAGAUUCUUCUUUUUGAAAUAAAAUGACUAUAGCACCGGCCUCGGCCGCCUCUGAUGAGAAGACCUCCAGGGCUGUUGGACGACACGCGGCGCCUAGAAUAGACGGAUCCUACUUAGUUUGGCCAUUACUAUAAUUCUGUAAUUGUAUACCCUUUGCCUAACCUUAUCUUUUUCCUAGUUAGCUUGGCUCCACCCGUACUAUAGCACAAAAAAAAUGCAGAGACUAUUGUUCCAGCACUUAUGAUUCUACCGAGGUCUUUAGUCGCGUCGCUGACCACUAUCUUCAGCGGUCAUGCUAGUGGAUCUUGUUGCGCACAGUGUGACGACAGGGGACUAUCGCGAUGAAGAGACGAACCUUUCUUGCUUGAGCCGGACCAAGAAACGAAGCGCCAUAAAGCUCAUCUCUUGCCCUAGUGAUGCUGUGCGACUCGAACUUGAUGAGGACAAGAAGCUGUUAACACGACACAUGCAGAAGAUGAAGAGGUGACCGAACAUCAGCUGUACUACCGUCCAUGUGUUGUAGAGAUCACCUCCCUGUCUUAGCAACGGAACGUGUAGAGAUCACCUCGUCGUGGACGUAGUCGUGGACUUCAUAGCAACGGAACGUGUAGAGAUCACCCCGUCGUGGACCUAGCAACGGACUGUGUAGAGAUACGUAGUUAGAGAUCCGUAGUCGUGGACUUGGCAACAGUACGUGUAGAGAUCGCCCCGUCGUGGACUACAGUAGAGCAAGAAAAUGUCUUCAGAUUUCGAUGAAGCAUACGUUGCUGACUGCAGGCAGCUUCAAAAUGGGAUCACCCAACUCCAGACAGCAACACAAGACAUUCACAGGGAGUUGAGGUAUGCAGAUUGUUAAGAACUUUUACUUUUGUUUGAGUUUGAUGCUUAAUAGAGUUCCUUCUUUAAAAGGUUACCGAUUGAUCCUCAAGGAGCAACAUAGUGGAUGGUCAAGUGCUCUCCCUGACAAUGAUCUCGACUUGUCCACCACCAAAAGCAAAAGUAUCCACAACCGAUUCAAUAAGGUCACCAGCCGCUGACAGUGCGUCCUUAUUGGAGACGCGUGGGCGAAUAGACGUCGCCAUUGCGCAGAUCUCGGAUUUACAAACGGUUCUGAAGAGGCUGAGAGCUUAUACAGUGAGUUGUCAGGAUACAGCAGAGAAGGCGCAGAAGAGGUCGCAGUACCAGCAGUUGUCGCAAAAAUUGCAGGCCGCAGCCAAAGAUCUCGAGGCUGAAAUCCAGCAGUAUAUUAAAGCCUGCAAUAGUUCACGUGGAGCUGUAGUAGGAGGAUCGUCUAGCAGCUCGUCGACGGCAGGAGCCUCAUCGGCAAAUAUUGUUAUGGCGAGUAGUAACUUUAGUUCCUUCAUGGGCUUUUUCUAUUUAUAGUUACAGCUGCUUUACCGAAUUAUGGUGGAUCAAGAUCAGUUUCCUUUGUUUUCUUGGAAGGGAUAGACUUUGUAGAAAACAGGAUCAUCUCGGUCCUGCCGCCUCGUCGUGAUUCGCAUUUUGAAACGUCCUCUUCAAUAUUAACAAGAACAAUAUCGAUACAAUUUUUCUAAUAUAACCGGCACAACAAGCGCAAGCAGCAGCAGUAGCAGUUCAACUGCGAGUAGUGCGAAUAAUUCUAGAGGACUUACCAACAGCAAUGGUUCUACCUCUCCUUCAAAACGGCCACAAACCGCUGUUGAAAUGUCGAGUAUGGGUGACACGCGGACAACGCCAGCACCCAGAAACGACGGCGUUGGUGGCUUGGGGAAUUUGCUCACGAACGACGCAGAUAGUACCUCCUCCAGCACUAAUCUCUAUAAUCAUGACAUCAACAAUCCCUACGCAUACGAAUCGAACUACGGCAGUAACCCCUACACCUCAAACGCCGACCUCCUAGACCCGUUUUCACCGUCCUCCGGAACCUCCGGAAACCAAACGCAAAAAACCGGACUACUCUACCCCGCACAGGUACUUAUUCAACCAUAUCCUCUAUAUCUGGAAAAGUUACCAUUGACUUGAAAUAUGAUUCAUCAUGCAGAGUUUCUUCUAUACGUAGUUAUAGUUUAGAAGAAAUGCAAAAAAGCCGACUGGUUCUUUUUCAAAUAAUAUUUUCACCAAGUAGAUAAAGAUCACCUGUACGUUCAACGGUUCUCCUUUCCGAAAACAAUCAUCUGAAAACUUUAACUCUCAGGAAGUGACAGAUGCUGAGCUCGAGCGUGGUCGCCUACAGCAAAUGCUUAAUGUCCAAGGGAGAAUGGAAGACCUACAGAACAUCUACGUGGACUUGUCGGAACACGUCAUGUUAAGGCUAGUAUGAUGGUAGAUAUGGUUGCAUCCUCAACUAACAGCAUCCUUGGCCUGGCUUUUUUAAAAACUCCGAAAGAAAUUCGAAUUGCUAACAAAAUAUUUUGCCCUGCUAGGCUUGUCACGACUGUCAGUUUGCAGCUUCCACUUCAAAAAACGCACACAAGGUAGGAUGUUCUACCCAAGGAUGCCACCUAUACUCUUGUUGCUCUAAUAAUGCGAGCGAGUGAAAAUUUUGGUAGCAUAGAAGCCCACGUGCUACGAACAGCAGAGAUGACGCAUGAUGCAGUGAACGAGAUCAAAAUAACGGCCAAUCGCGACUUCCGGAGUUACUAUCGGCGCGCUUCAGCAGCAAUGCUCUUCAUUCUCUUUUUACUGUGGAAUAUGCUCUUCUAG